CAGUGCGCAUGCUCAGUCUUAGCUGAAAAACCACAUGCGUCUUCCUUCUCCAGCCUCUGCUCCAGCACCAGAGCAGCGAGAGAGAGAGAGAGAGAGAGAGAGAGAGAUGCGCUCAUUGACGACACGGCAGCAACGAAAUGCGCACAGCUCCGCUCCCGGUCCGGGGAUAGCAGAGCUCUGACCCCUGCUCUCUUACCGCGAUGGGUUAGAGGGGACAUGGCAAACUUUGACACACUUUGCUUGACACAGGGGAAUCAUGCCCGGAGAUCCGUGCUGCGGAGCGGCUCAGCUCAGAGCACAAUAACAGAGAAGUGAGAGAGAAGGAGAGAGAGACACAGAGAGAGAGAGAGAGCCGAUUCUAUUUUCUGACUGCUUCUAUUCCGUUUUUGACUUUGAGAGAUGAUCACGGAGCUGGUGUGCACCGCCGUGGCUGUGGGUCUCUAUCUGAACACGCUGGACGCAGAUUUCUGCUACGAUGACAGUCGAGCCAUCAAGACGAACCAGGACCUUCUGCCAGAGACGCCGUGGACCAACAUCCUGUAUGACGAUUUCUGGGGGACGCUGCUCACCCACAGCGGCAGCCACAAGUCAUUCCGCCCGCUCUGCACCCUCUCCUUCCGCCUCAACUACACCCUGCACGGCCUGCGACCCUGGGGCUACCACCUGCUGAACGUCGUGCUGCACGGCCUGGUCACGGCCCUGGUCACGGCGCUCAGCCACUCGCUGCUCGGCAGGGGCUUGUGGAGCCUCCUCGCCGGCCUCCUGUUUGCCUCUCACCCGGCGCACACCGAAGCGGUCGCCGGCGUGGUCGGCAGGGCGGACGUCGGCGCCGCUUUGUUUUUCCUGCUGUCUCUCCUCUGCUACGCGAGACACUGCGGAUUACGGGGUGACAAAUGGAGGGCUUUUCAGAGGAGGACAUGUGGCGGCGGCUCCGCCGCCAGAUGCUGGGGCUGGAUGCUGGGCAGCCUGUGGUGUGCAGCUGCCAGCAUGUUGUGGAAGGAGCAGGGUGUGACUGUGCUGGCUGUGUCGGCCGUGUACGACCUCUUUGUGUUCCAGAAGCUGCGCGUUCGCCAGGCACUGCUGCUCCUGUUAGGGAAGAAAAAGAACCUAAGCGUUUUGCUGAGUCUCUGCACGUUGGCCUGCUGGGGAGUAAUUCUGCUGUCAGUCCGCCUCUACUGGAUGGGAAACAAGCCUCCAAACUUCUCCAACUCAGACAACCCAGCAGCCGACUCUCCACAUUUCCUCACUCGAACGCUAACAUUCCUCCACUUGCCUGCUGCCAAUGCCUGGCUCCUGCUCUGCCCCGACAAGCUCAGCUUUGACUGGUCCAUGGACGCCGUGCCCUUGGUCAGGUCCUUGGCCGACUGGAGGAACCUUCACACUGCUGCCUUUUACUGCGGGUUGAUCCUCCUGGCUUUGUUCGGCUUCCGCGGUGCCACUGUCGCAGCGAAGGAGACCAACGGGAAAUCCCAUCUUGCAAAUGGAAAGUCGGUCACGAAUGGGAAUGGUUACCAUGCCCCUGACACAAACCAAAACACGGAUCUGCCAAAACCCACUCUCAAUGGGUCCGCUGUACCUCACCGCUGUUACUCCCACACAUCCCUGCCCCCCACAGAAAGCUUAGUUGCGUUUUCACUAGGAGUACUGGCAUUGCCUUUCAUCCCAGCCACCAACUUAUUCUUUUAUGUGGGUUUCGUGAUUGCAGAGAGGGUACUUUACAUCCCCAGCAUAGGCUAUUGCAUACUAGUUGCGACAGGUGCACGAACGUUGUAUGUUAGACUGAGGACUAGAGCCUGCAAGGCUGCGAUGUUGUGCCUUUGCAUCGGACUUGUGCUACUGAACGGGCUCAGAACAGUUCAAAGGAACAGAGACUGGAGCAACGAAGAAAAUCUUUACAAGUCUGGGAUCCAUGUGAACCCUGCAAAAGCCUGGGGAAACCUGGGAAACGUACUGAAGAACCAGGGCAAGAUGGAGGAGGCGGAGAAGGCAUACCGAAAUGCUCUCCACUACCGAGGGAACAUGGCUGACAUGCUGUAUAACCUGGGUUUGCUGCUGCAGGAGAGCGAACGUUUCUCCGAGGCGCUGCAGUAUUACAAGCUCGCCAUUGGGAGUCGACCAACUUUGGCAUCGGCUUACUUGAACACAGGAAUAAUCCUCAUGAACCAGGGCAACCUGGAAGAGGCCAAGCGCACCUUCCUCACUUGCGCCGACAUUCCAGAUGAAAACUUGAAGGACCCUCACGCCCACAAGAGCUCAGUCACCAGCUGCCUGUACAACCUGGGGAAGCUGCUUCACGAGCACGGCCAGCAGGAGGAGGCUCUGUAUGUUUAUAAAGAAGCAGUGCAGAAAAUGCCAAAACAGUUUGCACCACACAGCCUUUUCAACAUGAUGGGAGAGGCCUAUAUGCGGCUGAACAGGCUGGAAGAGGCCGGGUACUGGUACAGAGAGUCCCUCAAAGCAAAGCCUGACCACAUCCCUGCCCACCUCACCUACGGCAAACUGUUGUCAAUCAUUGGGGAGAAAACCGAAGCGGAGAAAUACUACAUGAGAGCAAUUCAGCUCGACCCAACUAAAGGAAACUGCUACAUGCACUACGGUCAGUUCCUGUUGGAGCAGUCUCGUCCUAAAGAAGCAGCGGAGAUGGCCGAGAGAGCUGCCGAGCUGGACAUGGAUGAAUUCGAUGUGGUCUUCAACGCUGCUCACAUGCUCAGACAGGCCAAUCUAAAUGAAGCAGCAGAGCGGCAGUAUAAACGUGCAGCUAGCCUCAGACCAGAUUACCCAGCUGCUCUGAUGAACCUUGGCGCCAUCCUUCACCUGAACGGGAAGCUUCCCGAGGCGGAGGCCAACUACCUACGAGCCCUUCAACUCAAACCCGACGACGCCAUUACUCAGUCCAACCUGCGCAAGCUGUGGAACAUCAUGGAGCGACAGGGGCUCAAGACGAAGCAGAGAGAGGAGCCCUAAACCGAGACGACCUGCUGUCUCGUCUCUUGGCGGCGCUCGAAGCGUGGAGCGGAACGGAAACAAAAUACUCAGUCGAGUUCUGGGACGGUCGAAGUAGGUGUGUUUGAGGUUUGACGGCAAACUUCUGCAUCACGCCACAGUGUUCGUUUGGUGGCUCAGACUACUAAAACUAAAUCUGAUGGUUCUUUUACCAUAAAUGUGACACAGCUCUUGUUAAAAGGAGGAGACAAAAACGGAGAGAUGCACCGAGAAAUUGGCUAGGGACGAGCUCCGACCAGUGGUGUC
Poecilia latipinna (sailfin molly) is the source of this 3249-nucleotide messenger RNA. RefSeq names its product transmembrane O-mannosyltransferase targeting cadherins 2a (gene tmtc2a). Gene Ontology annotation, biological process: protein O-linked glycosylation via mannose. The transcript has 12 exons. The coding region runs from base 400 to 2964 and encodes 854 amino acids. Gene Ontology annotation, molecular function: protein binding; mannosyltransferase activity. NCBI's taxonomy places the organism in Eukaryota, Metazoa, Chordata, Actinopteri, Cyprinodontiformes, Poeciliidae. The record is from RefSeq and is a predicted model, not a curated record. Gene Ontology annotation, cellular component: endoplasmic reticulum membrane.